AUUGACGUUGAAGAAGAAAAAGAACACAAGAUCGGAUUACAAGAUGGCGGUCUGUGGACGUUAGCAAAGAGGCCGUCGGAGUUGUUGUGUUCUCUGUGAAUUUUACUGUUUGAUAUUUGGCCUUCCGUAGAAUUGGUAUACAUUCGGGACGUAACAUGUUUGUGUAGUAGCAGUUACAUUUUCUUCUUAAUGCUAUCGUGAAGUAGACUCAGACGUAUGUGUGGAACAUGCGGGUAGAAACAAAGUUAACAGCUCGAGGAUAGGAAAACACCAGACAGUGUGAGGUGAUAGCUUGUUAGCAGCUAGCUAGCCUGCUAGCUCCGACUCGGUUAACCAUGUCGGACACUCGGCGGCGAGUCAAAGUAUAUACGCUGAACGAAGACCGACAGUGGGACGACCGGGGUACUGGGCACGUCUCGUCCAAGGGGAUAUCAUUAUUAGUUCGGGCCGAAUCGGACGGUUCACUGCUAUUGGAGUCGAAGAUCAGUCCAAAUACCGCAUAUCAGAAACAACAAGACACACUGAUUGUCUGGUCAGAAGCAGAAAAUUAUGACCUGGCUCUAAGUUUUCAGGAAAAGGCUGGCUGUGAUGAGAUCUGGGAGAAGAUUUGCCAGGUGCAGGGGAAGGACCCUGCGUUGGAGAUCACCCAGGAUCCCAUCGAUGAGUCAGAGGAGGAGCGCAUUGAGGAGAUGCCCGAGACAAGCCAUCUGGUGGAGCUGCCUGCCUGUGAGCUGAGCCGCCUGGAGGAGAUUGCCGACCUGGUCACCUCUGUCCUCUCUUCACCCAUCCGCAGGGAAAAACUUGCUCUGGCCCUUAUGAGUGAGGGCUACAUCAAAAAGCUCCUGGGUCUCUUCCAGGUAUGCGAGGACCUGGACAACAGGGAAGGCCUGCACCAUCUGUAUGAGAUUGUCCGGGGCGUCUUGUUCCUCAAUAAAGCAGCCCUGUUUGAGGUGAUGUUCUCUGACGACUGUAUCAUGGAUGUGGUGGGCUGCCUGGAGUACGAUCCUGCACUGGUCCAGCCUAAACGACACCGGGAAUUCCUUACCAAGACAGCCAAGUUUAAGGAGGUGAUCCCUAUCACAGACUCGGAGCUGCGGCAGAAGAUCCACCAGACCUACCGGGUGCAGUACAUCCAGGACAUCAUCCUGCCCACACCGUCCGUCUUUGAGGAGAACUUCCUUUCCACACUCACCUCCUUCAUUUUCUUCAACAAGGUGGAGAUUGUCAGCAUGCUGCAGGAGGACGAGAAGUUCCUAACAGAGGUCUUCGCGCAGCUCACAGAUGAAGCUACGGAGGACAGUAAAAGGAGAGAGCUUGUGAACUUUUUCAAAGAAUUCUGUGCUUUUUCACAAACGUUGCAACCGCAAAACAGGGACGCGUUCUUCAAAACGCUGGCAAACCUAGGCAUUCUACCUGCUCUGGAAAUUGUUAUGGGAAUGGAUGACCUGCAGGUGAGGGCAGCAGCUACAGACAUCUUCUCUUACCUGGUGGAGUUCAGCCCGUCCAUGGUCAGGGAGUUUGUCAUGCAGGAACCACAACAGACCGAUGACGAUGUCCUGUUGAUCAACGUGGUGAUAAAGCAGAUGAUUUGUGACUCAGACCCUGAGUUAGGAGGAGCUGUCCAGCUCAUGGGCCUGCUCAGGACACUCAUUGACCCCGAGAACAUGCUGGCUCCCACCAAUAAAACAGAGAAGACAGAAUUUCUGAGUUUCUUCUACAAGUACUGCAUGCAUGUCCUGACUGCCCCGUUACUGGCCAACACUGCCCAUGACAAGAAUUCUAAAGAUCUGCAAGAGGGCUCAACUAAGAUCAACCCAGUGUGUCCAGACAACUUCCAGACAGCCCAGCUACUGGCAUUGAUCCUGGAGCUGCUGACCUUCUGUGUGGAGCACCACACCUAUCACAUCAAGACCUACAUCAUGAACAAAGACCUGCUCAGGAGAGUGCUGGUGCUCAUGAACUCAAAACACACCUUCCUUGCUCUUUGUGCCCUGCGUUUCAUGCGCAGAAUCAUAGGUCUGAAAGAUGAGUACUACAACCGCUACAUCAUCAAAGGGAACCUCUUUGAACCUGUAAUCAAUGCCCUGCUAGACAACGGCACUCGAUACAACCUCCUCAACUCAGCCAUCAUAGAGCUUUUUGAGUUCAUUAAAGUAGAGGACAUCAAGUCUCUUAUAGCUCACAUUGUGGACAACUUCUACAAAGCACUUGAAUCCAUCGAGUACGUCCAGACCUUCAAGGGCCUGAAAGGACGGUACGAGCAGGAGAAGGACAGACAGAGUCAGAGGCUCAACAGGUAUCGUCGGGAUGCACGGUCAUUGGAUGAGGAUGAGGAGAUGUGGUUCAAUGAUGAUGAAGAUGAUGAUGAUGGAGAGACCGUGGAGAAGAACCGGAUGGAGGAUGACUUCUCUGACAGCUAUGGAAAGUACAUGGAGGCCAAAAAAGGAGCUGCCAAUGGAGCAAACGGUGCCAAUAACAAUGGGAAGGCUGCUGCAAUCCCACCUGCCUUGCCAGCCGUCACUCCACACAGCAACACUUCAACUUCCUCAGUCAAGACAGCUGCUCUGCCUGCCACGCCAGUAGUCAAGACUGGUCUUGUGGGACUGGUGGACUAUCCUGAUGAUGAAGACGAAGAGGAAGAAGAUGAGGAGGAAGAGCAGUCUCCAAGGAAGCGGCCCCGCCUGGGAUCUUAAAAGCAUCCUCUCCUCCGAUUGGUCAUUGCGGAUGGACGCAGAGUCCCUCCCUUCCUCCCUCCUCUGGUUGUCUCAUUGGUUCUUGGCCUGCCUGUGCCACCUGUCAGUUACUGUCCCUGUCUCACUGAGGAGGCGGAGACCAGCUCCCACUUCAUUCCCGCUCUCUCUCUCUGCUCCUUUCUCCUCCCUCAGUGGAAAGAGAUGGAGACCUUUUCUCCUCUCCCACUGGGAAGAAAGACAGACCUAUCUGCUCCCUCAACCUUUCGACUUCACCUCUUCCUUCUGGCGUUCUGCUCAACAGCCUUCCCUGGGAAAGCUUGUUCUUUCUCUCCCCAAAGAGGAAAAACACCGACCCCUACUUGACUCAUUCCUCCCUCCUCCCUAUGCUCUCCUUGUUCUAAACCUUCUCUGACAAACCUUCUCCUCCUCAACCACCUGGCUACUUGUGGACCAGAGAGGCUGCAGUGCUCACGAAAAACAGUGCCAAGGCAGUUCCCAGUACUGCCCUGUUGCUAUAGCAACAGUAGCUAGGAGGCUGCGGCACUACAAGAUCCUACACCUCAGACAUCCUCCUUUGAACUCUCCCGUCCUGUCCCCUGUAUACCCAAACCAAUGCAGACAGAGGAGGAAGUCAGAACACAACCAGCCAGUGUAUGAACUCUCCAGCAAGCCAGUCAGGCUAGCAGGACUAGCCGUCAUAGUUGUAGGAAGCUUGACUGGCUGAACCAGUGUGUGCUACUCUGCCACAGAACUGUUCAUUUUUGUCAGGAACGGAGGGAUCUAGGCAAGAUAGAUGAAUUAAUGAAAAAUGUUGAGUGACAAGGGAGGUAACGAAUGACAAAACGUACCAGAAAGAAACCUCAGCAGUCAUUAUGAGACUUAGUUUCAGAGGAGCAGGACUCGACCGUCAAGAGCCAGGGCAUCAGUUUGGUCGAGGCACACACAAAACACAACUCACAUGCUUUCACACAGGACUGUGUUAGCCAGAAAUCCUGUAUUAAAUGACUUUGUUAAAAAGUACUGUACAGAUGUUUUUUUUUUCUUUUUCUUUUUAAUCGUUUGCCCCAGAUCUGAUUUUAAAAGGGGAGAGAUAUACCUACCUACCUGUGUAUUUUUUUGUUGUUGUUGCACAAAAAGGUGGGGUCACUGUUCACCCUUUUGAUCCAAUUCAUUUGAUUCAUUGUAAAAUGCAAAGAAGUUACAAAUGCUGGUUUUAAAAAUAACAUGUAUUAAAACUGCAGUAAAGUCAUUUUUGCAGCCAACCUUUUGA
This is a messenger RNA of Myripristis murdjan (pinecone soldierfish), 3963 nucleotides long. It is a transcript of the gene ppp4r3b, whose product is annotated as protein phosphatase 4, regulatory subunit 3B. Gene Ontology annotation, molecular function: protein phosphatase activator activity. The record is from RefSeq and is a predicted model, not a curated record. Gene Ontology annotation, cellular component: nucleoplasm; protein phosphatase 4 complex. The transcript is spliced from 16 exons. NCBI's taxonomy places the organism in Eukaryota, Metazoa, Chordata, Actinopteri, Holocentriformes, Holocentridae. The coding region runs from base 336 to 2693 and encodes 785 amino acids. Gene Ontology annotation, biological process: DNA damage response; protein dephosphorylation.